AUGUCCCUCUGCGCCUUUGGCACCGUCCCGCCGGGGGCGUUAGCUACCCCGGUGCCGUUCCGGCUCAGCGUGUCAGUGGCGCAGCAGGAGAAGCUCGUCAAGCUGGUCCGCCAAGCCGAGAUCGCGGUGCCGUCGUACUACAACACGCACACUGACGCGUCCAACACGUCAUCGCUCGGCCUCUCGCGCGACUGGCUGGUCGAUGCCCAGGACGCCUGGACCUCGGGCGAGUACAGCUGGGCCGCGGAGCAGAAGCGCCUCAACCGCUUCCCCCAGUUCCGCAUCAACAUCACCACCAGCACCACCACGACGGCAUCUAACCCUGGCAGCGACAGCAGCAGCAAUGGCGAUGGCGCAGAUAGCGAGAGCGAGACGUUCGACCUGCACUUCGCGGCGCUAUUCUCGCGCAACGCGUCGGCCACGCCGGUGGUGCUGAUGCACGGGUGGCCGGGGUCAUGGAUCGAGUUCGGGCCGGUGCUGGACCGGCUCGCGGCGCGGUACACGCCCGACACGCUGCCGUACCACGUGGUGGUGCCGUCGCUGCCGGACUACGGCCUGUCGACGCGGCGCGGCGAGCUGCAGCGGGCGCUGACCAUGGAAGGCGCCGCGGGUGCGAUCGAUGGCCUCAUGGGCGCGCUGGGCUUCGGCGCCGGCUACGUCGCCCAGGGAGGCGAUGUCGGCGCCAUCGUGGGGCAGGUGUUGUGUGCCAAGUUUGAGGCUUGCAAGGCGCUUCAUUUGAAUCUGUACUUCAUGAGCGCAGACGACGCGGCUGCUGUUGCCGGCUUGCCCGUCACGCCUGCUGAGCAAGUCCAGCUGGGUAGGGCGGCAAUAUGGGGCUCAGUAGGUACUGCGAUGGGCGAGAAGUUCAUCGAGUGGAGCGAUAACCGUUUCCCCCUCCCGCUCAACACCAUUCUGUCUCUGACGUCCUUCUACUGGUUCACCAACUCGUUCGGGCGCGGUCUGUGGGCCUAUAGCUUCGCUGUCAACCGUAUUCCCGUUCCGUUUUCCUUGACCAAGCCGUUUGGGUAUUCGUCCUACCCCAUCGAGGUUUCGGCCUUCCCGCGAGCAUGGGCCGAGCAUCUGUACCCGAACUUGGUGCUCUACAAGACCCACGACAAGGCAAGUCGAAGCCAGCGGGAUGAAGUGUUCACAUGA
This is a messenger RNA of Chaetomium globosum CBS 148.51, 1155 nucleotides long. RefSeq lists its product as uncharacterized. The transcript has 3 exons. NCBI's taxonomy places the organism in Eukaryota, Fungi, Ascomycota, Sordariomycetes, Sordariales, Chaetomiaceae. Gene Ontology annotation, molecular function: epoxide hydrolase activity. The record is from RefSeq and is a predicted model, not a curated record. Bases 1 to 1155 code for a protein of 384 amino acids. Gene Ontology annotation, biological process: epoxide metabolic process.